Molecule: messenger RNA, 4269 nt
Organism: Schizophyllum commune H4-8
Lineage: Eukaryota; Fungi; Basidiomycota; Agaricomycetes; Agaricales; Schizophyllaceae
Exons: 4
Coding region: 1-4269 (1422 amino acids)
Biological process (GO): protein dephosphorylation
Molecular function (GO): protein tyrosine phosphatase activity
Source: RefSeq, a predicted model, not a curated record
AUGGCCAACGACGACGACUUUUUCUCAUCGACCACCACACACGCCGUGUCCGGCGCGCACAUGGGCGAGCCCGACGGCGCUGUCGACUUCGCGGCAGCCAUCGCCAGUCGCUUUGGCUCCGCAUCCAUGCUCACCGCCAAGCUCCCCGCCGACGUCCCGACACCCGCACCCGCACCGCCCAAGAACGACGUCCCCGAUGACUUUGCUGCGGCCAUCGCCAAUCGCUUCGGCUCAGCCAACAUGCUCACCGCGAAGCUGCCCGCGUCGCUGCCCAAGCCCCAGCAGUCCCAGUCACCAUCGCCCAUGCUUCGUAUGCCAUCAUCACCCAUGGCGAAGCUCCAGAUCACCAACUCCGCCCCACUCGACAUCACCACCGUGCGCCCAAGCGAUCUAGACAGCUGGCUCUUCGACGAAUCGACGGCAGCCCGCACGCUCGUCGUCGACAUACGUCCGCACGCCGCGUACGCGAAUGCACGCCUCCCCAAGGCCGUAUCGCUCUCCGUCCCGUCAACGCUCCUCAAGCGCCCGCUCUUCUCCCUCGAGCGACUCUGUGAGAUGCUCCCCACCCCUAGUGCCCGCGCCCGCUUCUCCGCAUGGAAGACCGCGAGCCGCAUCCUCGUCUACGACGCCGACAGCGCCCACAUCCCAGAGACGAGUAACAUCUUCGGCCUCCUGCGCAAGUUCAAGAACGACAAGUUCGCGGGUGAACUUGCUUGGCUGCAGGGCGGGUUCCAGCAAGUGUGGAAGGAGCGCAGAUCGGUCGUUGACGACAAGCCGCCUCAGGGCACCGACGAUCCUGACGAGGAAGAUGAAACGAGUUCCGAUGAUCGCGUUCUUCGCACCAAGCGCCUCCCCAUGGCUGCCUUCACCCUCACAUCCACGACUCAGAACCGUCCCAAGCGACAAGGACCGGGUCGCACGAACCUAACCCUAUCCGAGAUGCACACGCCAUCCGCCGUUGCGCCUCCACCCCCUGCGUCAUCCGCAAAUCCCUUCUUCGACAACAUCCGGCAGAAUGCAGAGCUAUCGCAUGGCAUCACUGAGCGGAUACCUUUGCGCAUACCUCGACGCGUGCGGCGACGCAUCAACGACCUGCCGUUCACGUGGCUGCAGGAGAUCGCAAGACGCGCAGCUACGCUCCCGCGAGCAGCGUCACAUCCUGCACCUCGCCGAGACGCCUACUCCAGUACAUCCGAGUCCGAGGAUGACACGGCUGAUGAGCCAGAUCCCAACGACGUGGAGGAAGGCAUGGAAGCGUUGGCAAUGCAGUUCUACCGCAUCGAGGUCGCUGAGCAGCGCCGGAUGAUGAACAUCAUGGAGCACCAUACGAGAGAAAGCAAUACACCACAGGCGUCGCGCGACAGCAAGCCUGACGACAGCGAUAGCUGCGUGAGCUUUAGUAAGGGUGACCGCAUGUUCCCCUACAGCAUCAUCGCUGGCGUAGAGAAAGGCUCCAAGAACAGGUAUCGGAAUAUCUGGCCCUUCGAGCAUGCCCGUGUGCGUCUACGUGGCCGUAAGCGCAAUCGUAAAUUGCAAUCGCAGCCCUCCUCGGGACACAUCUCAGAGCACGAGCACUCCCCAUCUCGAGAGCAAUUUGCGCAGAAAACCCCGCGCGCUACGCAGCCGCUGCUCUCCUUGCCGCCGUCUCCUGGUGGCGACAGCGACGACUAUGUGAACGCGUCGCACGUCCAGCCGCUCGGCACGACGAAGCGGUACAUCGCGACGCAGGGCCCGUUGCCCGAUACCUUCGCCGAUUUCUGGACUCUGGUCUGGCAGCAGAACGUUCACGUGAUCGUUAUGCUCACUCGCGAGAUCGAGGGUUCCAUGAUCAAGUGCGGCUCAUACUGGACGGAGAACUCGUACGGCCCACUCCGCUUGAAGCUGGUGUCGAGUACCGGUGGCUCCGGCGUAGAGAGCGACAACAUUGUCAAGCCUUCGCCGCAGUCCGGGGGCUUCUUCACCUUCCAACCACCAACACCCAAGGGCGUCCGUCCGCGGCAGAUCAAGCGCGUCUUCGAGUUGCGGCAUACGAAGUACCCGAGGGCGGGAGCACGCAAGGUGGUGCAGAUCCAGUACCUGGAGUGGCCGGACAUGAACGUGCCCGACGAUCCGCGCGGCGUGCUUGAGCUCAUCAAGGAGGUCGACCAGUGCUCGGCGCAGGCAAAGGCUGAGUCCAUGUCUCAAGCCGCAGUAGACAACGACGCGCAGGGUGAGGAAUCCGACGACUCCUGCGACCCGAGGACUGGCAUCUGCCGGGAUCCGAAGGGUAUCAUGAUGAACCCGCCUGUUCUCCUUCACUGCAGUGCUGGGGUAGGUCGUACCGGGGGCUUCAUUGCCGUUGACGCGGUGCUGGACGGCAUGCGCAGGGAAUUGCGGAAACGCCGAAACGACGCCCUGGUCAACGCCGGCAUGGUGCUGUCUCCGAUGUCGCCCACUGUCCCUCUGAACGACCGCGACGGCGACGUCACCAUGGCCGACGGCGUCAAGAACUCCACCCAGGCCUCCACCUCAGUAGCAUGCCAUCGCGGAGACAUGUCUAGCGCCACGAGCGCUGCUCCGCACGAUGGUGAGAGGGAUACGGAACAUGACAUUGAGAUGAAGAAUAAUGACGAAGUAGGCGCGACCACCGCCGGACCGCACGUCGUCCACGUACCCGUGGCCACGGUGGAACAGCGCCAGGUCGGCAACUUUGACGGCUGGGACGGGCACAAGAUCUCACCACCGGACCUGAUGCAGGUCGACGGGGAGGAGUACCACCACAAGAAGGGUCGCGAGGGGACGCGGCGGUGGGUGGAGGACGUGACGGCGCAGACGGGGCUCGGCGCGAGCGCGGACGAGCCGGGUGCACCAGUCGGUGCGUCUUCUGCCUCGCCCCCCUCUCGUGGGUCCGUAUCGAACAGCGCGUCUGCAGGCUCCUCCACGACGUCGGAUGAGAGCUCGUUCGGCUUCAAGACGAAUGCGAGGAGGGCGAGGAGCGGGAGUUUGCAUGGUACGAGCUCGCCGCUGACGAGUGGGGACUCGGAUGCGGCGGGGCAGCCAGGGAGGCAAGGUGGUGAGGAUGGCGCGCAGCGAGCAAGGACGUCGUCGGUGCCCUCGACGCUUCGGCCCAAGCUCAAUGGGCUGAAUGGUGGCACGUUGGGAUCGAGCCCGCUUGCGACGGCCAGCACGCCCUUCCUGGGUGCAGGACAGAAGACACCAGGAGGCUUCUUCGCCGUGCCGGCCCUUCCCGCCAACGCGAACCCUUCUGCGCUAUCUCACUCGACUUCCCCUGGUUCGACCGACGCGCCAAGUCCGCCUACCAGAGCUAACUCUGGGUCCGGGUCUGGUACCGGUUCCGGUUCAGGGUCGAAUGGCUCGGUGCCGCCAUCGACGGAUCGUUCGUUCUCGUCGCCUACACCAGCAUCGGCGUCUCCGCACGAAUCAGAACGCCGCCUCUCGGAGCCCUUUUCGGCGAUGAACUCGAUGGACUUGACCAUGCCUUCGACACAGACAUCGCAGGCACAAGCGUCUCAGGAAAAAACUGCAGGGGAGAAGAAGGAGCGUAAGGGGAGGCAUUCGAGGAGGCCGUCAAUGUCGUAUGUGGACUACAAGCAGCCGCGGAAGCUGCACGAUGAUGCGUCCCCGCCGCCUUUGAGCUCGUUCGACGACCCGAUCUGCGAGGUUGUGCAGGACAUGCGCGAGCAGCGGAUGAGCCUCUGUCAAAGCCUGCGGCAAUAUGUGUUUGUGCACGCGGCGGUGAUCGAGGGCGCGCUGAUGAUCGUGGACGAGGAGCGGGAGGACGCGCAGCGGCGCGGGGCGGCGAUGGUCUCCCAGCGAUCGAUUCGGAGCUUGCCGGGGGGCAUGCGUGGUAUCUCGGACGAGCUGCUCAGGCGCCCAUCGAGUGUAGCGACGACGACGCAGCGCCCAGCGAGCUCGAAUGCGCAAACGCCGCGGCCUACCCUGCGGGCCAUGGACGUGAGCGAUAACUCGUCGACCACGACGACGAGCACGGGAAAGAGGGGCGCGAGCCCGACGGAGCUUAGGAAGGAGGACGUGCGGGGUGAGGUGCGGCUGUCGAAGCGGCCGAGUCUCAAGCGGAAGGCGCCGAGUCAGAGUCCGGGCGCGGAUAAGGAGAUGCAGGUAGAACAUCCGCACCCGCGGCAGCUGUAUAGGCCACCUUCGACGGGGACGAGGCUCUCGCAGGUGGCGCAGGGCGUGUCUUCGGGUUCGCAGAAGUCGGGCUCGCCUUCGCCGCGUUCGCUCAAGUCCGGAGGGCAUCCUCCACCAUGA